This is a messenger RNA of Ilex paraguariensis (yerba mate), 1285 nucleotides long. The record is from the annotation of a GenBank genome assembly. NCBI's taxonomy places the organism in Eukaryota, Viridiplantae, Streptophyta, Magnoliopsida, Aquifoliales, Aquifoliaceae.
AUGGGAGCGCCGGAGAAAUCACCAAGUACGAACAAUUCGAUGCAGCGUGUUAAGGUCUACCAACUGAAUGAAGAUGGGAAAUGGGAUGACCAAGGAACUGGGCAUGUCACUGUUGAUUAUUUAGAGAAAUCUGAAGAACUAGGUUUGUUUGUUAUUGAUGAAGAUGACAAUGAAACAUUACUUUUGCACCGAAUCAGCUCAGAUGAUAUCUAUAGGAAGCAAGAAGAUACCAUUAUUUCUUGGAGAGAUCCAGAGUAUGCAACGGAAUUAGCUCUUAGCUUUCAAGAGACUAAUGGGUGCUCUUACAUAUGGGAAAACAUUUGCCGUGUGCAAAGGAAUAUGCAUUUCAGUACCCCUACCAAUGAGACAUAUCAUAGUGUCAAUAGUGAGUUGAGAGAAUUGCCCGCAGUUGAGCUAUCUACACUUCCUUUAAUACUCAAGACUGUGGCUGAGGGUGGCAUUGCUGAUCAGUUGCUUGUGACAGAACUCAUACUGCAUGAUCAAGAUUUUUUUCGGAAGCUGAUGGACCUGUUUGGGAUCUGUGAAGAUUUGGAAAAUAUGGAUGGUCUUCACACGAUUUUCAAAAUAGUCAGGGGGAUCAUUUUUCUCAAUAGUCCUCAAAUUUUUGAGAAAAUAUUUGGGGAUGAAUUGAUCAUGGAUGUUAUUGGAUGCCUUGAAUAUGAUCCUGAUGUACCUCAUGUGCAUCAUCGCAAUUUUCUAAGAGAACAUGUGGUGUUUAAGGAGGCUAUACCCAUUAAAGAUCCUGUAGUUCUCUCGAAGAUUCACCAGACUUACAGAGUUAGUUAUCUGAAGGAUGUUGUUUUGCCUAGAGUAUUGGAUGAUGCCACUGUUGCAAAUCUCAAUUCCAUAAUAUAUGCAAAUAAUGCACAUGUCAUUUCUUUGUUAAAAGAUGACAGCACAUUCAUUCAGGAAAUGUUUGCAAGAUUGAAAUCAUCUACAAUUUCCGCUGAAUCUAAGCAAAAUUUGGUAAAUGGUCAUUCUUCACUCUCUUAUCUUAGUUAAAGUCAUGAAUUUUCUUGUUAGGUUGCAAUCUGAGGGACAUUUCUCUUCCUUCGAUUAGGUGUUUUCUUUUAUAUGUAAUGAUGUUGAAUGAUUGGAGAGAUGGACAUCUCUUUCAAUUUUUGGUAGCGAGGUCCGAGUCAAAAUCACUCUCCAGCAUGAAAUUUCAUUUCUUAGUGCCAGGAUAUAAAUGCUGAUGAAUUUAAAUGACUGUUACCUGGAAAUUGCUCUUUAUGGUUUUGGCAUAAUGUAUGUCAUAAAUAAU